AUUGAAUUUAUAGCCGAGGCCUAUCGAAUCGAGGCUCAGAUAUGCUGUGAAAGUCGAGCGUUAAGUUUUGUGUAAAAUGUCCAAACAAAAUUACGUGUGAAAUUCGUGCAUCAAAAUUUAGUUCGUUACGCGCACAUAAAGUCUUUACAUAAACCCACAACAAACACGCUUUCCUAACCCCAGCCAGGGUAACUGCAGAGGGCAGCGGUGUCUGUUGCGCAUUCAUUGAAGGGGCCAGACACAUGGCACAGCAGCACGAGGAGCAGCAGCAGCAGCGGGAGCAGCAGCAGCAGCGGCAGGAGCAGCAUCCUCAGCAGCAGCCACCGCUAUCGGAGGCGACUGCUUUAACGCUAUUGAAUAGCGUUGUGGCUGGCGUUGCCACGCCCCCCGUUUUGGACAUGCCCGCGAUGGGGUCGGGGGCAUUGGAAGCUAUUGAGACGGGUGGCACUAGUGGCGCUGCCAGCGGGUCAGCCGGGGGCGGUGGAGCUGGUGGGGGAGUCGACGGUGUCGAUGGCGGCGGUGGCACUGGUAGUGACGGUGGCGUUGUGGCCACACAACUGGGGGUCGUGCUGCCAACGGGAUCGGGACCGGGUCAGGCAAGUCUGGAUAGCGUCCAUUCGGCAAAUGAAUUCGGUAAUUCAUGUCGCAUCUGUCGCUGGAAUCGGAGCGACAUGGAGAUCAUAAAUUGUCCGUGCAAAUGCAAGGGCAGUGUGGGCUACAUACAUCUGAAGUGCUUGAAACGAUGGAUCAUGCAUCGUCACGACAAUCGGUGCGAGAUUUGUAACGCACCCUACAAUAUAACUGCGGAUCGAGCGAGCCUCAAGCAAAUGAUGCGCGCGUUCUGCUGCGGUCGCUGCUGCGGCAUGAUUGUGAAGCAUGUGCUGUUCAGUGCCUCGCUAAUGCCGCUCGCCCAUGUCAUACUGCAGCAGGUGCUGCAUUGCAUGGAUAAUUUGAAUCAGGGCAGCACUGAGCAGCUAACGGUACAGGAGGUGUUUGUCGCAUCCUGUGCGCUGCUCACGUCCAGCGCUCUCUUCUUUCAUUUCUUUGAAUUUGUGACGACUCGCUUCCUGCUCAUACGCAACAUUUUGCGCCAUUGGUGGAUGUUUGGCAGCACCAACGAUUUUGGGCUCGUCGAGGUUGAAGACGAUUCAUUUGACCUGUUCUGAGAUAGCCCAACCGCAAGCGGACAACGCGGGCAGGCUAUCAGACAAGCAGGCAGGCCAACAGGUAAACGCCUAAUAUUUGGAAUGCACAAAUUAAAAAAAAUAGAUGGAGAGAUUGCCUAUCAAAAAUGCUUAGGCUAUUUAAAUUAAUUCUACUCCCUCAGUUUAUUCAAACUAUUUAGAAAAUACAUCUAAAUUGUCAAGUUUAUUAAUAAAACAAGAUACUUGCAUUACGGCAUUCAAUUGAAAAAA
Drosophila hydei is the source of this 1415-nucleotide messenger RNA. RefSeq names its product E3 ubiquitin-protein ligase MARCH11. The record is from RefSeq and is a predicted model, not a curated record. The transcript is spliced from 3 exons. Gene Ontology annotation, molecular function: ubiquitin-protein transferase activity; zinc ion binding. Lineage: Eukaryota; Metazoa; Arthropoda; Insecta; Diptera; Drosophilidae. Gene Ontology annotation, biological process: protein ubiquitination. The coding region runs from base 243 to 1166 and encodes 307 amino acids.